GUGAACCCGUCCUCCGCUUGGGAAAAAUAAAAAGAAAUAAAAUUUUUUUUUUGUUUGUUUAAAACCUUUUUCUACUUGAAUAUACAAUAUGCCUAAAGAGUUGACACCCAAGAAAAACAAGAAGGUUCCUGCUGAACCUUUUGUUAUUCCACCUGUUCCCACAAAGCCUCAACAAUGCCAUUUCUAUGUUUUACGCAAAAGAAGAUAUUGUGGCUUACCUGCAGGAAAAACACAGAAAUAUUGCGGUGAACAUUUAACCGCUCACCCAGACAAUGAAGUUGCUGAUACUCGCAAACGUAUCCCGUGUCCUUAUGAUAAUUCUCAUACAAUUUUUGAAAAGGACCUGGAAACACAUUUAAAAUCACGUUGUAAUGCUCGUCCAAGAGAAUUACCUGCUUGUCAUUCACUUAACGUCAACUGUACAUUACCUUUAUCUCUGGAAGAAUUAGAGUUUCAAAAGAACAUUUACUCGCAUCAAGCCAUGUUUGUUCAACCAUGGCUUGCUCGUGUGCAAUUGAGUGAACUGGCCAAACAAGAUUUGGACUCUAUUAUUCAAAAAGUCUCUGCAGCUUAUGAUGCACACUUAAAACCCAUUGAGACACACGUAUUAACCCAUCCAAGCGCAGAGAAAAAGAGACCUUCCAUCAAAAAUGUCAAACAUUUAGAUCAGUUAUCUUCAUUGAUUGGCCACUUGGAAUUAAACAACAUGUUAAAUGAUAAAUCAGCCUGUUUUGUGGAGUUUGGAGCUGGUAAGGGAGAUUUCUCUGCUUAUGUGAAGAAGGCACUUGCAGAAGAAAAUGGCGAGGCCACCUACUUAUUAUUGGAUCGUAAAACUGUGCGUAAUAAAGCAGAUAUGGCCUUACAGGGCCAAACCGAACACAAAUCCACUGUUCAACGUGUUCAGAUCGAUAUCAAGGAUUUGGAUCUUUCUAAGGUCGAAUGUGUCGACGAUGGUAAAAAGAUGGUGGCGAUAUCCAAGCAUUUAUGUGGUUGUGCCACAGAUAUUUCCUUGGUGAGUUUAAUGCAUUAUGUUCAAUACCUAAAAGCGAUCGGUCAUAUGAACCAAGUUUCUGGUAUUGUUAUCGCACUUUGCUGCCAUCAAUUGUGCCGAUAUGAAAUGUAUCCUAAUAUAGAGUAUUUGGAUUCAAUUCAAAUGUCCAAGGUAGAAUUUGAGAGAAUGAGCAAAAUGAGUAGUUGGGCUACUUGUAGUGAAACGAAGGAAGUUCCUGAGGAAGGAGCUGAAGAAGAUGAAGACCAUGCGACUGAAGUAGACGAAGAAAAUGCCGAUAAGACAUCAAACCAUUUCUCUGGUCUGGAUUAUAAGGAACGUGAGGCGAUUGGAUACAAGUGUAAACGUGUGAUUGACGCUGGCCGUGUUCAGUACUUGGAAAAGUUUGGUUUUGAUGUAAAAAUGGUGUAUUAUGUAAAUUCCGCCACAAGUCUAGAAAAUUGUGCUUUAAUUGCUACACCCAAAUCUACUGCAUAGUAAUAAAGAGAACCCCUUCCUUCGAUUGGGGGUGAGUAAUUAAAAUAUCUUCAAGUUUUCGAUCACUUUCUCUUGUAUAUCAUUUGAGGUUAUUGAAAAAAAAACCUGUCCGUAUCUAGUUAUGCGCCGGGACUUUUAUUUUAUUUUUAUCACACUGGUUAAAAUGUUGUCAUGAAU
Molecule: messenger RNA, 1663 nt
Organism: Mucor mucedo
Lineage: Eukaryota; Fungi; Mucoromycota; Mucoromycetes; Mucorales; Mucoraceae
Product: methyltransferase TRM13-domain-containing protein
Exons: 5
Coding region: 89-1486 (465 amino acids)
Biological process (GO): tRNA methylation
Source: RefSeq, a predicted model, not a curated record